UGUCGUCGAUUCCCCAAGAUCUCAGCAGUGGCAAGAAAUCGCGAUGGAUAACGUGUCGUCGAGCACAAGGAACAUUUGCUGUGACAGCACCAGCAAUGUACGAUUCAGAACGACCGAGACCAAGAACUCCUUCCAAAUUAUUUUUGGCUGGGAUAAAUUCAAUUCAGCAUUUUUAGCAGUUCUGCUCAUGGCUUUUGUACUAUGGGGUGCUGUUUUUUUCAAUUGUUACUCGCCUGCCAUGAGUAACUCUACAGGAGGUCACGAAGGCCACGGAGGUCACGAAGGCCACGGAGGCCACGAAGGCAUGGAGCAUGGAGGCAUGGAACAUGAAGGUAUGAAUCAUGGAGGCAUGGAGCAUGGAGAAAUGAAUCAUGGAGGUAUGGAUCAUGGAAGUAUGGAUCAUGGAGGCAUGGAUCAUGGAAGCAUGGAACAUGACAUGAAUCAUGGUACGGAGCAAGGGAUGGAUCAUGCUAUGGAUCAUACUACGGGACAAGGCAUGGGCCAUGAAAUGGGACAUGGACUGGAGAGCCCAGAAAUCCAUACAAUGGAUCACAAAAGUAUGGAUCACAAAAUUAAUCAUAGAAUGGCAUAUUCAUCCGCUUUUUAAUUUAGAGAAUUUGUAAUUAAAACGUGAGUGAUGUGCACUCAUUCAGUUGUUCGAGGACGUAAAGAAGUACAAAUUAUUGUUCGAUUAUGCCUUUUACCACCUCAUGGUGACAUUUCAAUAACUGUAAAAGUGUUUGUAUAAAAGUACGUCAA
Trichogramma pretiosum is the source of this 759-nucleotide messenger RNA. RefSeq names its product cold and drought-regulated protein CORA-like. The coding region runs from base 44 to 607 and encodes 187 amino acids. Lineage: Eukaryota; Metazoa; Arthropoda; Insecta; Hymenoptera; Trichogrammatidae. The record is from RefSeq and is a predicted model, not a curated record. The transcript has a single exon.